AUGAUUACUUCGGAUUCCCCCAGUGCUUUGAAAAAACUUCAUGACAUUACGAAGGAAUGUCUAGCAGGACUCAAGAACUUUAAUAUCAAUAUAGCUAGUUGGGAUCCCAUUUUAUUACAUAUUUUACUGAAGAAGUUAGACAAGGUUACGCACGCCUUAUACGAACAAACUUUGACUUCACCACGAGAACUGCAGCCGGUUGAUGCAUUUCUCGCGUUUUUGGAAAGACGCUUUCAGUCUUUAGAGGCCUUGUGUAACGACAAGAGGAGUACGACUCAAAACAAACCUACAAACCGAACCUCGGCUUUAAUAUCCACCAAGGACAGUCAAUCUUUACAGUGCAAAAACUGCAAGGGAAGCCAUCGAAUCUACACAUGUGAAGCUUUUAAACAAUUGUCCAUCUGGGAUCGAGUAGCCAAAAUCAAGCAGCUGAGGCUAUGUUUGAAUUGCCUACGGGAAGGACAUCGAAGUGCACAGUGUAGCGCAGGAAGUUGUCUUAAAUGUGGCAAGAAGCACAACACUCUACUACAUAUGGACGCCAACAAUCAAGACAAAACAACGCCCUCUAUCACCACAAUUCAAACAGCCAACGCCACCAAGCAAGGUCAAGUAUCAAGUAUUGUACAGGACAAGGGUUCUACAAAUGUCAACCAUUCUAUUGCAUUAUCAACGGAAAUAUCAGCAUCAGAGGGACCUUUUGUUCUAUUAGCUACUGCACUCAUCAAGGUGAUAAACCAAAAGGGCAAGUCGAUAGAAAUAAGAGCUCUGCUGGAUAGUGGCUCCCAAAUAAACAUAAUUACAGAAACGGCUGUGAGAAAGCUGGGACUACAACCAACUAGUUACCAUAUACACAUUCGUGGUCUGGGCGGAGCGUCGCAACAAUCGCAAGAGAUGGUAACGUUGUCAUUGCAAUCAAGAAUCACUACGUUUGCACGGAAGAUAGACGCUAUAGUUUUACCACAUAUAACAUCCUCUCAACCAUCGCAAGGUCUGAAUUCAAGGAACUGGGCCAUACCCGGCAAUAUUCAGCUUGCCGAUCCUCAUUUUGACCGGGAAGGGCGUAUUGAUCUACUUCUCGGAGCUGACAUCUACUACGAACUAUUAGCUACAGGGCAGAUGCGGCUAUCAAGGAACCUGCCACUGCUGCAAAACACGGUCUUUGGCUGGAUAAUUGCUGGAAGGGUUGCAACAUCCUAUCAGAAAGACGUUACAUGUGGCAUCCUCAACACCGAUGAUUCCAAGCUCAGCGAGCAGAUCGAGCGUUUUUGGAAAUUGGAGGAACCAGAAUCUACAGAGAACCUUGCGAUGACAACACAAGAAAUAAAGUGUGAAAAUCAUUUUGCUCAAACCAUGAAACGAACGAACAAUGGACGUUUCAUUGUGAAACUGCCUUUCAAGGUGGAUCCAGCAAAACUCGGCAAAUCUAGGGGCAAUGCGGAGAGGCGACUUUUCAAAUUAGAAUGGAGAUUAGCACGAAACCCAGAACUACGCAAACAGUACAAUGAAUUUAUGGACGAAUACAAGCAACUGGGGCAUAUGACGGAAAUAGAUGAAGGAAGUAUUCCGAGUCUUCAUUACUUUCUUCCCCAUCAUAGCGUUCUGAAGCCAGAGAGCACCACCACUAAACUUAGAGUAGUUUUUGACGCCUCUUCGGAAACCUCUUCUGGAUACAGUUUGAACGAUGUACUUGCUACAGGCCCUACCAUCCAAUCCGAAUUAUUUACCAUUCUAGUACGAUUUCGGCUGCCUUGCUUUGUUUUUACUGCUGACAUCGAAAAGAUGUAUCGACAAGUCCAGGUGUCGGAGGAAGACAAGAGAUUUCAACUAAUUCUAUGGCGAAAUGAGCCUAAUGAACCUAUAAGAUGUUAUCAGCUGAACACGGUCACAUAUGGUAUUUCCUCUGCACCAUAUCUAGCCACCAAAUGCCUACAAGAAUUGUCAUCACAGACAACGCACAAAUACCCAUCCGGUUCGACUGCAUUAAGACGGGAUUUUUAUAUGGACGAUGUGAUGUCAGGUGCAAACACCUUGACAGAAGCUAUUGAGACGCAACAUCAACUUCGCACAAUCUUGCAAUCAGCCGGCUUUAAGCUUCGAAAGUGGUGUGCAAACAACAAGAAUCUUUUAAACAACAUUCCUGUUGAAGAUCAGGCACUCCAACUGGACAUAACCCAAGAAAGGGAGGAAAACGUAAAGACACUAGGAUUAGUUUGGACUCCUAAGACAGAUGAAUUUCAAAUUAAAUGCCCAUACACGGAAUCUAAGAAAGUAACAAAGAGAUCAGCGCUAUCGGAUAUCGCUCAUCUGUUCGAUCCGCUAGGAUUGAUGGCACCAGUUACAGUUACUGCUAAAAUCUUCCUUCAAAGGCUGUGGAGUCUCAAAAUAGGUUGGGAUGAAGAAAUUCCUUUAGAACUACAGGCGGAAUGGUCAAAAUAUUAUAAUGACUUGCAGGGGCUGAAUCAAAUUAAGGUACCUCGUCACAUAUUUGGAGGGAAGGUACCUGAAAAAAUACAGUUACAUGUCUUUUCGGACGCUUCGGAAAAGGCGUAUGGUGCAGCGGUAUAUUUACGAGCUAUUCAGUCAGAUGGGGUUCGCACAGUUCGUCUUUUAUGUGCAAAGUCGAAGGUGGCACCAUUAAAACGAGUGACCCUACCAAGAUUGGAAUUGUGUGCAGCAAGGCUAGCAGCUGAACUCGCUCAUCGGCUUAAACGGGACAUAGAAAUUCCAGACUAUAAUUGCUUUUACUGGACCGACUCCGAAAUUGUCCUAAAUUGGAUCAAUGCAGAAGCAUCGUCAUUUUAUACGUUCGUGGCUAAUCGAGUCGCUGCUAUACAACAAAAAUCCUCACCCAUCCCCCCCCCCAAUCCCCCUCCUUAA
Molecule: messenger RNA, 2877 nt
Organism: Hermetia illucens (black soldier fly)
Lineage: Eukaryota; Metazoa; Arthropoda; Insecta; Diptera; Stratiomyidae
Exons: 1
Coding region: 1-2877 (958 amino acids)
Biological process (GO): proteolysis
Molecular function (GO): aspartic-type endopeptidase activity
Source: RefSeq, a predicted model, not a curated record